GGAGCGUGUACAGUUCCGUCAUAUUCCCGGUUUGAAAGCAAGGUUGCGAGUAGUUGUUGCGACGCAGGAAGGUGCAGUGAACGGUGUGUGUUUAGUUGCGAGCCAUAAUAAUAUAUUAAAGUUAAACAUCAAACCCGCAGAUUUACCGGCCAUGGAGAAACGAAUAGAGCUUGAAAAACGAGGAAGAAAUCCCGCUGAUAUUACAGAAUUUGUACUUGACAAUUGUCGGAGCACAAAUAUUGUAGGGCUUACAGAUGAAUUUGUGGCAUUAAAGUCUCUAAGUUUAAUUAAUGUAGGACUAACAAGUCUCAAAGGUUUCCCUGUAUUACCAAAUCUCCGAAAGUUGGAAUUGAGCGAUAAUCGAAUCUCAGGAGGUUUGAAUUUUUUGCUCUCAAGUCCUAAGCUAACUCACCUUAAUCUUAGUGGAAAUAAAAUCAAAGAUCUUGAGACACUACAGCCAUUAAAAGAAUUCCAAAACCUUAAAAGUUUAGAUUUAUUCAAUAAUGAAGCAACAGAUAUGGAUAAUUAUAGAGAGAAAGUAUUUGGACUUAUUCCUAGUUUAAGAUAUCUUGAUGGAUACGAUAUGGAUGAUUGUGAAAUUGAAGAUAGUGAGGGUAAUGAGGAAGGCAGUGAAGAUGAAGAAGUAAAUGGAAAUGAUGAUGGGGAUGAUGAUGCCAAUGAAGAUGACAGUGAAGGCGAUAGUGAUGAUCGAUCUGAUGAUGAUGAUAAAGACCUCAAUGAAGACGAAGUCUGCUUAGAUAUUAAUGAUAGUGAUGAUGAAGAAUAUGGAGAGGAAGAAGAAGAAGACGAUGACGAUGAUGAUGAUGAUGCUGAUGAUUAUCAAGAUCGUCAGGAUGCAGACGACGGCAGUGCUGUUGAAGAAUCAUCACCAGCCCGAGGCAAGAAAAGAAAACACGAAGACGGAAGUGAGCCUGGGAAUUAAAACCUAGACUUAAGGAUUUGCUAAUAAGUAAUGUUGAAUGAGUGUAAAAUUCGUAUAUAAAUUAAUUAAUUAAUAAUUGCGCCGCCAAGUGAGACUAGCUGGGAAUCAAACUUUAUUGACCGACCAAUGACAAACUACAGUUAGUGAUAUUAAUUACAAAAAUCAUUGACUGAAAGAAAAAAAAAAUUAAUAAUUAAAAUAAAAUAAUUAUCUGUGGAGUAAAAAAAAAAAAAUAAAUAAAAACUGAAUGAAAUACAUAAGGAUGAAGGACGUAAUUGCAAGUAAAAUUGCAAGAAAACUAAAAUAAAAAAAAGUAAUUGAUAAUAUUAUUGACAAUGGAAUGAAAUGUAAGAAUGAAUUGUUUAAGGAUAAAUAGGGGCUGCAUUCCAGCUAGACCCAACACGUUUUAGUUACACUAACGAUAUUUUAUAUAGAGUAUAUAGAUAGAGAAUUAGAAAUGUUGUCAUUACAUUUAUUUAGUAAUGUGGAAGUUUGAAUGAUAUGACGCAGAGUUAUGAUGAUAUGAUUAUAAUAUAGACGGGAUUUAAACUCUCGAAGGAGCGUAUUGUCUGUUAGCUCCAGUCGACCAAAGGCUGGUCAUGCUGGAAUGCAGCCGUCGUUAAUCAGUAAAUAAGAUUACAUAAGUUACAUUUUAAAUACAUUAUUAUUGUAACGUGAAAUAAGUAUAAAAAAAAAAUAAAAUAAAAUAAACGAGGAAUCAAUUUUUGUACAGGUUUAAAAAAAAAAGAAAAGAAAAUAAAUAAAAAAAAUUAGAUAUCAAUACAAUAAAAAAGAUUGCAUGAAACUAUAUUUUUUUGGGACAGAAAUAAUACCAAUUAAUGGGUGUAAUGUAUUUAAAAUCAUAAACAAUAUUUUAAUUAAUGUUAAAUUAAUAUUUAAAUAAUAAUAUUUUUUAAUUAUAUUUUAUAAAAGUAAUCAUUUUCAUGCACUCAAUGUCCUUUCAAAUGAGCAGCCAUCUCACUUGUACGGUCGUUGUCACAGUGGUUUUAUUAUUUUUAAAUUUAAUUAUUUAAUAACAAAAUCAUGUCAGCUAUUAUGUGAAUUUAAUUGUUAACUUAUAUUGAACACUAAAGGCUCAAUCUAUCGUUGUUGUUUUAUCUUUUUGUUUUAUAUUAAAUGAAAAGUGAUCUCUAGACCACUUAUGUGCGCCUACCAAAGCGACAAUGAAAUUACUAUAUUAUUAUUAAUAUAAAAUUUUUUUUCUUAUUGAUUAAUAUUUUGGAAAAAAAAAAAAAUAAAUUUAUGUAAAUUCAUUCUUGAUAAUUUUAUAUACUAAAAAAUAUGAAAUCAUUUCGUUGAAUCAAGUAUUGAUAAUUCAAGUGAGUGAAUGCUCUUCCUUAAGAUCAUUAAUUUUUAAUUUUUAUUAAAAUAAUUUGUGUAUUUUUUUUUUUUUUUAUUAUUUUGUAUUUUAUUUGAAAGUUAGAAAUAUAUUAAAAUUGACUGACAAUAAAAGUUUGUUAUUUUUAACAGCGAAAUGUAAGUAUUUAAGUACAAUUUUUUGGUUUGAAAAAAAAUUCUACCCCAAGGUUGUACUGAUAUUUAUAUCAUAUAUUUCUAUAAAUAUUCCAGUUAUGACAUUUAUUAUUUUAAUUAUAUAAUUUAUGAAAGCAUCCACUUGUUAAAAAUCUAUAAGUUCCCUGAUGUUAAAUUUAAAUUUUGAAAAUUUAAAACGAGUUAUCAUCUGUUAUCAAAUUAUUUAUAACUGAGUAAAAUAUGUGACAAUCAAUACGAUCUUUUAUGGUAUGGCGGGAUUUAAAAUUUUUUUUAAAACAAAAAGAUAAUUUUAUUUAAUUUCUGUCCCAAAAAUUUUUAUUGCGCUGAUCCUCUGCUUUAUGAAUAAAGUGAGAAAAAAUAAAAAAAAUUUAUCGUUAUCAUUUUGUUUAGACAAAAAAAAACAUGAAUUAACUAACUGAUGAAUAGUUAAAUAAAUUAAUUUAUGAAGCAAUCGGCGCAAAAGAAAAUUAUAUGAGACAGAUGACUUAUUUCACUAGUAAAGACUGCGACUAAUGGACGGUAAUGACUAAAAAAAAAAAUAAAAUAAAUAAAUAAAUAAUAAUGAUAAAACCAAUGAAAUAAUAACUGACUACUCGACUGUAAGAAUGAAUGAACGAUAAGACAAAGUGUGAGAAUGUAGGAGAGAAUUGAUUUUAUAAAAUAAAUGAAAAUAUAAAAAAAAAAAAUGAUAAAAAUAAUUAUGGUAGACACAAGAAUCUAGUGCACUGUAAAAAACUUGGGUGUAAAAAUGGCCCGAGAACUUUACACGGCCGUGUAGUGUAAAAUAAUGGUGUAAAAAAUCCCCGGUAUAAAUUGGGGUAUUCCAUCCGUGUAAUUUACUUUUUUUAUAUUAUUCCGCGUUACUCGAUAUAAUUUUAAUUAGUGAGCAACAAUCCGGGUAAAGAAAAGUCGUUCCAAAAGCGUCUAUGACGUUGAUAAAUCCAAAAAAUUGUCAAAUCAAAUUAUUUAUGUUUAAAAAAUUAAAAAAUGCGCCGGAAAAACCUAUCAGUUUAAAAUUGUUCACUUAAUAAUUUUUUAAAAGUUCAAAAAAUGUUCAGAAUUGUCUUAAUUUUUAAAGUUCACUGUCAGAAACAUUUUUUGAAUAUUUUUCAAACGAAUUUUUCAUACACGAGAAAUGAUAGUGAUAAUUUUUAACUUCUUAAUCAAUAAUUAUAUUAAUUUUCAUGAUACCAGCAUCGAAACUUGAAGUUUCAGUGUCUCUACAGCCCGUCGAAACAAGCUAAUUUCAAGCUGAUUCUGCAAACAACUGCUAGCGAAUUCGUAAUUCAAAAAUACCUUCAUAAGAGCGGGCAGAAACAUGCGUGUUUCUUCCCUUGGGAAAAAACACAAUUGUUUCUGCCCGGUGUCAAUUAUAUUUAAUGUUCAUUUGCAGCCUUAUUGCUUUCAUUUGUUUACGUGUCACUUCAGUUUACUCACUUCAUUUUUUAAGUGACAGUUUUAGUUAACCAAAUAAAAUUUAAAAAAAAUGAGUGAAAAUAAUAUUUUUGUCUUAUUUACUAUUUAAUAAGUGACUGUAAAUCACAUAUUUCUCAUUCUCAAACAGUUCUCCGCAUCAUCAACAUAAAAUUAACUUGUUUCUUACUGGCUGCUGACACUGAAUCUUGAAAUUCCGAUGCAGGUAAUCAUGAAAAAUAUAGUGUGUGACUCAGGAUAAAACACGAUUUCAGUCUGCGGGUGAUGUCAGCCCUCGCCUACGGCUCGGGCAGCCAACCUCACCCUAGUCUGAAAUCGUCUUGUUUCAUCCCGGGUCACACAAUAUACUAUUUAUUUAAAUAUUUAAUUUUGAACAUUUUAAUAUUUUUAUAAUUAUUUUUCUUAACGCAAAAUUAUCAUAAAUUACACAUUUAUAUACGGAGAGAAUUUUUUGAUAAAAUUUACCUAAAACUUAGAGUAUAUCUGGGCCAAAAACAAACAAAUACGGAAAUAAUAAAAACUGAUUCCUUUUGUUUUAUUUUUUACUCGUUUUUAUUUAAAAAUUACUCGAAAUUGGGUUUUUCUGCCCCAUAAUUGAACACUAUCUAGAAACGGAAGAGUAAUUAUUAAACCGGGCCCAGUUUCACUUACAAUUAACGGGUAAAAUUUAUUAGAUUUUUUCCGUGUACGCUCCAAGGUGUAAAAAUUUUUAAUUAACACCGUUUAAAUUUAACACGAUAUUUAAUGUAAUUUUACACUACACUGGGUCCAAAAAUUUUUUACAGUGUGCAUUCUUGCUGCCAGAUUGGUUAUGGCCUUAUCCAAUUUUUCCAAGACU
This is a messenger RNA of Microplitis mediator, 4730 nucleotides long. It is a transcript of the gene Mapmodulin, whose product is annotated as acidic leucine-rich nuclear phosphoprotein 32 family member A. The record is from RefSeq and is a predicted model, not a curated record. Bases 152 to 943 code for a protein of 263 amino acids. NCBI's taxonomy places the organism in Eukaryota, Metazoa, Arthropoda, Insecta, Hymenoptera, Braconidae. Gene Ontology annotation, molecular function: histone binding. Gene Ontology annotation, cellular component: nucleus. The transcript is spliced from 7 exons.